AUGGCGAUCAACAAAGCUGAACCCUUUGAACAUGGCAAUUCAUGUGGUAAGGAGAAUAGUGUGCUUCAGAGGAAUGUGCAUGCAUCGCGUCUCGCAAUCACUGAGCCGAAUAUGGACCACAAGGAGGUUAUAAAAGCUUGCAUGGCCAGUACCUUAAACAGAUAUACAGAAACUCUGGCUAAUAGAGCUCUAUAUCACAUAGGUUAUCCAGCCAAUCUGGACUUUGAUUAUGGAGCUCUAGCACAUUUGCAAGCUUUUUCCCUAAACAACAUUGGGGAUCCAUUCAUUGAAGGAAACUAUAGAAUGCAUUCGCGAGAGUUUGAAGUUGCCGUUUUGGAUUGGUUUGCCAAUCUAUGGGAAAUUCAGAACACUGAUUAUUGGGGAUAUGUUACAAACGGUGGCACAGAAGGAAAUCUUCAUGGCAUUCUAGUUGGGAGAGAACUUCUUCCAGAUGGGAUACUAUACACAUCAAGAGAUUCACAUUAUUCUGUCUUCAAAGCAACCAGAAUGUAUAAAAUGGAGUGUGUCAAGGUUGAUACUUUAUUCACGGGUGAAAUGGAUUAUGAGGAUUUCAGAGCCAAGUUGCUUCUUAAUAAGGAUAAGCCGGCCAUCGUCAAUGUCAAUAUAGGAACAACUAUGAAAGGGGCGAUUGAUAAUGUUGACACUAUUAUACAUAUUUUAGAAGAAUGUGGAUUUUCAGAGGAUAGAUUCUAUAUCCAUUGUGACGGAGCUUUAUUUGGAAUUAUGAUUCCUUUUGUUAAGCACUCCCUUCAAGUUUCUUUCAAGAAUCCAAUAGGAAGUAUCACUAUUUCUGGACACAAGUUUGUGGGAUGUCCAGCGCCUUGUGGAGUUUAUAUAACAAGGAAGCAAUACAUUCGUACUAUCUCAACAAAUAUUGAGUUUUUGUGCUCUCUAGACACCACAAUAAUGGGAAGUAGGAACGGUCAUGCUCCAAUCUUCUUGUGGUACGCCUUAAACAUGAAUGGUCAUAUGGGAUUUCAAAAACAAGUUGAACAGUGCCUUACAAAUGCUCGUUACUUGAAAGACCGGCUUAAGGAAGAAGGGAUAAGUGUCAUGCUCAAUGAAUUGAGCAGCACCGUGGUGUUUGAACGACCUCUGGAAGAUGACUUUGUCAAUCGAUGGCAACUCGCUUGUCAGGGAAGCAUGGCGCAUGUUGUUGUCAUGCCCAGUGUCACUAUUGAAAAGCUUAAAGAAUUCUUGGAUGAGUUGUUAAAGAAACGAACAGACUGGUACAAAGAUGGAGGAGUUCAGCCUUCUUGUCUUGCAGAUGACAUAGGGGGAGCCAAUUGUCUUUGUCCUCUUCACAAGUAG
Molecule: messenger RNA, 1332 nt
Organism: Impatiens glandulifera
Lineage: Eukaryota; Viridiplantae; Streptophyta; Magnoliopsida; Ericales; Balsaminaceae
Product: serine decarboxylase-like
Exons: 5
Coding region: 1-1332 (443 amino acids)
Biological process (GO): carboxylic acid metabolic process
Molecular function (GO): carbon-carbon lyase activity; pyridoxal phosphate binding
Source: RefSeq, a predicted model, not a curated record